Messenger RNA from Laccaria bicolor S238N-H82, 606 nucleotides. RefSeq lists its product as uncharacterized. Bases 1 to 606 code for a protein of 201 amino acids. The transcript is spliced from 3 exons. NCBI's taxonomy places the organism in Eukaryota, Fungi, Basidiomycota, Agaricomycetes, Agaricales, Hydnangiaceae. The record is from RefSeq and is a predicted model, not a curated record.
AUGCCACUCCCUGCCACCCUCCCUCAAGAUGAAGAGGACGGCGGUGGCGGCGACCAAGCGACGCCGACUUCUCCUUGCAACUGUAGGCCCAAGAAAAAGUGUCGCGUCUCCGAGGAUGGAUCUCCCCUCGCUACUACUGCAAAGAAGGCCACAAAAGCGAGCAACAAACGAAAGGCCUCAACAAUGGAUAAGGAGAAUACGCCGCCACCCAUGACCUGUGAGGAGACGGUCGAGGCCCUCACCAUAGCGAAAAUGAACAUUAUCAACAAGACAUUGGUGCAGCGCGCGGCGCUCAUUGACGCCAAAAAGACUCAGGCAGAGGCGAGACUGGCCAAGGAAACGACGCGCCAGUUGGAGAUUGAGCUGGAGUUGGCAAGGGCGAAGGCAGAGUCCGAGCUGGAGUUGGCGAGGGCGAGGGCAGACGCCGACCAGCAUCAGCAACAGUUUGAACUCGAAAAACUACGAUUAAUGGGGGACAUUGCCCAAGCGUCCACCCAGGGUACCAGCCACUACGAUUCGCUUCCCGAACCUGCAUUCUACGCGGCCGGGACAAUUGAAGACUUGAAGGACAAGGCUGAGCAAUUGGCCAAGGACAUGGGCAACUGA